Messenger RNA from Colletotrichum lupini, 9231 nucleotides. RefSeq lists its product as uncharacterized. Gene Ontology annotation, molecular function: protein binding. The record is from RefSeq and is a predicted model, not a curated record. Bases 1 to 9231 code for a protein of 3076 amino acids. The transcript has 18 exons. NCBI's taxonomy places the organism in Eukaryota, Fungi, Ascomycota, Sordariomycetes, Glomerellales, Glomerellaceae.
AUGAACCAAAAUCGGUACGUGUGGGAGCAGUGUGGGCGGGGAGGAAAGACCACCAGUGGCACGUCCCCACGUCGUCCGCCACGUAGCGCACAGACCAGCUGCAUCCUGCCGGUCUGCCCAAGCACCCGUUGCACCCAAGCAAGCACCCAUGGCCGCCAGCAGCAGCAGCGACAGCAACAGCAGCACCCAAGCUCUUCUUCAGAACAGGAACCUCUCACCUCCAAAUCGCCUCAAACAGCACCAGCGCUAGCACUACAUGCACUACGUAGUAAGGCACCGCCGAAUGAAGGACCCCAAGACACGCCCGGGCCCAAAGCUGCACUAAAUCGAGUGGUCGCUGGCAAAUCGCACCUUGGCUUCCCGCACCGCCUCAGACACCUCCAGUCCAGGCUUGGCAGCUGCAAAGACGCCCCGGCCCUUUGUUGCUUCCGUCCAGACACCUGGGGAAAGCACGGAAAGUGCUACUUCGGACAGGUGCAGUCGAGAGGUCGUACCUUCCUCUCAAAAUUCAACCACGUCACCCCCCUGCCCCUGCUCCUUGCUCUGUUGCUCGCGCUACAGGGUUGUGCCACCUUUAGGUUGGGCUCUCAGGAAUUCCAGCGCCGCCAGCCUCUCCCAUCCUUCCAUUCUCCAAAAUCAUCACACUGUCGUGUAACGACGGAAGGGUCUGCUCGUCAAUUGUCCUUCAUUUCCCUCGUCGGACCACGUCCCUUGCCACUCUCUGCAUCUCUUCUUUCCUCCUCCCCCAAACUUCCUUCAACGGGCGCCAUCAUGGUGUCUCCCAUGCCUCCCGCACCGACACCCCCUGGUGGCAGUAUGCCCUCCAACGGCGAUCGCAGCAACAAUUUGCUGAAUUUGCUCAAGUUCAGCGGUGUCGGAAGUGCGUCGGCUGCGCAGGCUCGCCAGGAAGGCUAUCAGCAGCAGCAACAGCAGCAGCAACAGUCUCCCCAGCAGCAGCAAGCCCAGCAGCACCACUACCAACAAUCACCGCAGCAGCAGCAGCAUCACCAGCAUCAACAGUUGCAGCAUCAGCCCCACCAGUCCCAGCCUCAGCCUCAUCAGCAAGGCCGUGACUCGUCCUCGACGAUGCCUUCGUCCAUUCCGACGCAGAUCGUCGCACCCGCCCGCGCCCCGGCCGACCCUACCGGCCUGCUCGCCGCUCUGAUGAAAGGAGCUCACGAUGGCGAGGAGUCGCGUUCCGAGCCGCCUCAAAACGGCUCCUUCUCGACUUUUGGCGCAUCGUCGCCCCCCGACGAUACGCGCGCCUAUCUCUUGAACUUGCUGAACCGUCCGAAGCCCAGUCAGAAUGACUUGCUUCUAUCCGAGUCCACCCGUUCCAACCCCCCUCAGGCGGGCGAAAACAUCCUUCACAGGGUGCUUGCUGAAGCUGGCCAAGCUCCCAACUUGUCCCAUAUGGCUUCCAACUCGUUCGAGUACGACCCCAACAGCUACGCUCAAUCGAGCGGCAACUAUGGCGCCUACUCGUUCCCUUCCACCCAAGAUUCGAACCUCCACGUCGCCCAGCACCAGCACCAGAACCAGCAGCAGUAUGGCUACAAUGCCAACCACAACGGCAGCAGCUUCGACGAGUCUCAAAUCACUUCGCCACACAACAGAACUCCCAAGACGGGUUCAAUCUCGGGAAUUGCCCCAGCUCAGUCGUCUGGCCAGUCACCUGCUGGUCCGGCUUUCCAGAUCCUCAAAAAGGCUCACGACUCGCCGAGCUCUCACCAUUCCCAUCACUCCCAUCACUCCCAUCACGGAAGCGAGUCUAAGCGCAUCGUCAACGAGCACCGCAGCCCUCUGGCCAGCCCCGAGCGCCUUCGUCACAGCUUCGGCCACGGUUCUUCUCCUGCAGACAAGCUUGCUAAUCCUACGCCUGGCUCCACUGCCUCGUAUGCGAGCAUCCCUGCCGAGAAGAACAAGGAGACGGUUUCCGAGGCAAUCCACGAUAUUGCCCAGCAAGCCGACUACGAGGCCCAGCAAGCUCUGGCCCGCGCUGAGGAAGAGCAGUCGCGGCCAGAGUACCUGCAGGAUCUCGAAGAUAUGGACACCGCCCGUACCGAGAGGGAGUUCGAGGAGAGCGCCCAUCAUGCUGCUCAAGCCAUCAAGAAGGAGCUCGAACGCGAGGAGAAUAGAGAUCUCCUCGAAAAGGUUGUCUCCGCCGAGGUGGCUGAGGAGGUUCGCGAGAUCAUCGAGGAGGCUGCGAGCCAUGCCGUCGCCGACAGUUGGGAGAGCGCCGACCAGGACGAGAUUGUGGUGAUCGAGGAGGAAACUCCCGCUCCCGUAAAGGUCUUCAACUUCCCAAUGAAGCCUUGGAUCUCAAUUGCUCUGCAGGACAGCGCUACCGAGCCUCGACCCCAGUUCAGAGACGAUGCCAUCAUGGACAUUGCCCGUCUCAAGAAAGAGUUCGACCAAAUUGACCGCAAUCUCUACACGGCGACCGAGAACUACAUGGCGUACGGCAUGUCCAAGGCUGGUGGUCUCCGUGUCAUCAGGCAAGACGACGGCAAGGACGCCAAGAUCUUCACCGACACCAAGGACCGCAUCUUCAAUGUUGCCAUGUCCGUCACUCCCACUGACCACACCGGCAUCCACCGCGAGGCCAUCAUUGGUACUGGCAUCACUGGCACUGUCUACUGGGUUCAGAUCAAGAGCGGCGAGAAAGACCACAUUGAGGAUGCCCACCCCGAGCAGUACGGCUUCGCUUUGCCCCCCAUGGCUUCCCACGAAGGUGGCGAUGCCCCUGGCGGCGUUCUCAAGACCCGUGCCCGCACGUCCACCAUCCACCCCGAGUUCUUCGCCGUUGGCCGCGGCAAGUCCAUCAACAUCAUCUGGCCCACAUACAUCAUGCAGAACAACCUGUUCAAGCCUGGCCACGACCGCGUCGUCGACACGGAGAGAUUGGCUAAGCAGUGCUCGUUGAAGAUCAACACCGGUAAGGCCGGUAAAGACUUCACGUUCAGUCAGGACGAUAGCGUGAUAGUGUCUCUUGACAAGUCUGGACGUGUCAAGUUCUGGGACGUCCGUGACCUGACUGCCGCCAAGGAGGGCAGCGAUCCUCGUGCGCCCAUUCCCGCGCACACCUCACUGGAGGUGAAGGAACCUCUCAUGACCCUCACCAGCACUCCCGAGGGCGAGAAGGCGUGGCCUACAUCUGUUCUGCUGGUCGACAAGCUUCGCCCGUACCAAAAGCGCUGCGCUCUGCGUUAUAUGAUCAUUGGAAUGAAGCAGAACCACACUCUGCAGCUCUGGGAUCUUGCGCUCGGCAAACCUGUCCAAGAGUUCAACCUUCCCCACACCAAGGAGUCUGACGCUGUUUGCAGUGUCAUGUACCACCCUCCUACCGGCAUGCUGGUGAUCGGGCACCCGACCCGCAACUCCAUCUACUUUGCGCAUCUUUCGGCUCCUAAGUACAACUUGAAGAGCGUUUCGCAGGUGGACUACAUCCAGCGCCUGGUUGCCCAGGACACCACCAUCCCCGCGCCCGACUCGACUGCCGUUAUCAGCGGCGUUCGUGAAUACUCGUUUGCAAACCGUGGCAUCCUGCGUAGUCUCGACAUCCUCUGCAACCCUGCUAUGGCUCAAGAAACCGACGAGCCUACUCUGUUUGAACUCUAUGCCAUGCAUUCCAAGGGAGUCGCAUGCCUUUUGAUCAAGCAGGCUGAGCUCGGCUGGACCAAGGAUAACAAGGUCCUGGCACCCGUUGACGCAGUUGACGCUGGUGUUGUUACUAUUUCGAAGCUCAAGCCCCCCGCCAGCCAGCCCGCUGAGCCCAACCACCAGAAUGCCGAAGGCACCCACCCCUCGGCUCGCAACAUUGCCAAGGACUCCCUUCUGCAGACCACACCUUCUCACGAUGACAACACUCCCCGUCGCGGUCCCGAGUCUGUCACGCCGGUCAAGAUCGCCAAGGCGGAGCCAAAGGAGGAGGAGACGCCAGUUCCUGCUCCCGCCCCUGUCAAGGAGGAGAAGCAGGAGCGCAAGAGCCGCAAGAAGAAGGCAGCCGCAGCAGCCGCAGCGGCGGCCGCUGCUGCCGGCAACGAGCAAACGAACGGCUCGUCCCGUGUUGGUCCUUCCAACAACAACAAUUCCAAUUCCAAGGACUCGGGUAAAUCUUCCGGCAACAACUCCAACUCGAACUCCAUUACCCAAGAGUCUGUCGAAUCAGCAAUCAGCAGCAUGGAGACUCGCUUCCAGAAUGGAUUCAACAACUUGCUCAACUCAUCGUUCAAGACGCUCCACGGCCGCAUUGACGAGGGCCUGCGUGCUCGCGAGGCCGACUUCGACGACCGCCAGCUCAAGCUCCUGAACAUGGUCUCGGAGGUCCUCAACGAGAACACCCAAAAGGUUCUCGAGGCCCUCAUCCAGGAACAGUUCAGCAACGCGGUUAUUCCCGCUAUUGCUGAUGUCGCCGGCAAGGCUGUUUCUGACCAGUUUACCAAGAGUAUGAACAACCAAGUCUCGCACUCCGUUCAGAAGGAAAUUCACAAGGCUCUUCCUUCCGCGACUCAGCACGCGCUGCAGAAUGGCGACUUUGUGAAGGCCAUCUCGGAUAGAGUCGGAGCCACGGUGGCGGCCAACGUCCAGCAAGAGGUCGUCAACACUUUGACCUCUCGCCUGGCUCCCUCGUUCACCAACAUGGCGACCCAGGCUUGCCAACGAGUGGUCGGUGAACUCCAGAAGCAGCACCGCACUGAGAUGGAGACUCUCAACGCCCAGCGCCUCGCCGAGAGCAACAAGGUUGAUCAACUUUCUGCCAUCGUGACUCGUCUUACUGGCACGAUCUCGAGCAUGGCGGCGUCCCAGGAGCAAUUCCAGAAUGAGUUCCUCAAGUUCCAGCAGCAGAUGAUCCGUGUUCAGGCUCAAGCCCAGCAGCAGCAGCAGCAGCCUCAACAGGUGCCGCAUCACCAGCAGGCCCCCUCUUACGCCCCUUCUGUUGUUAGCCAAGUUCCCAGCCAGGUUCCUAGCCACAUGCAGAGUCAGGCUUACAGCAACCUGCAGAGUCCUGACAGGGCUUCGCAGCACUCCAUGAGCUACAGCGGCCACUCUCAGGCUCUCACGGUGGCCAAGUCUAACAAUGAGUACGAUGCCGAUCUCCAAGCCCGCAUUGCUGUCGUCAACCAGCCGAUGAAGGAAGGCAGAGCCGAGGAGGCUGUCGUUCGCUGGAUGCAAUCUGGCCGUGAGCAGGAAGUGUUUGAAAAGUAUAUGUCCAAGUACAGCCCCGAAUUCGUCCGCAACCUGCCGCACCUCGUCCUCUUAACCGUGACUGCCACGGUCAGUCUCAACCUGGAGUCAUACACUCGUGAGAGAAUCGCCUGGCUCGAAAUGGUUGUGCACAGCCUCCAGGUCUCGCUCGGCGAAAUGGAUGGUGACGCUCGUGCGGUUACACCAAAGAUUAUGGGUAUGCUGGUGGCCCGCGUCGAGGGUCUCUUCGUUCGCAUCAGCAGCACGUCGGGCAACGACCCGGUUCUCAAGAACCUCUCGCAGAUUAUUGUCAACGCGAAGCGGGUGAUUGACGCGUGCCAGGACGAGCAGCAGAUGGCCUUGCUACAAGGCAUGGUUACGAUGUUGAGGGGAUAUGUCCCUCUGAAGACUCGCACAUACGACCACACCCAUCAGAGAAUUCGGGAUCCCGUCCGCUCUCCCAUAGACAAGCUGAUGAGGGCCAGACUAGUAGUUGAGUCGGUGACGAUCAGCGAAUACCUGGAGGAGGCUGGGCUGGGUGUACAAGGCAUUGAAUCGCAGCCCAGUUGCACCGCCACUUUUGACUCAACUCAACUUCAUCGCAUAGAUAUUGAGGAUGUGGGAAGAGACACUCGUCCCGAUUGUCUCAAUGGAAGCAUGCGACACAAUGUGGCCUGUGCCCCUGAAGAGACGGCAGAACCUUGCAGUGGCUGGCGGCAAGAGCAGGACACCUGUGCUCACUGCUCGGUCGCUGUUCAGUUUUUGGGGAAAGCUCGAGUCAAACAGCACGGUACAAUGCCUGCCCUGUGGGACCUGUGGCAGCAGGAGCCAACUCAGUCAAGCCAGGAACGUACCUUGAAGUUUGAACAUGGUGAGGAAGGAACCUCAAGGUACAUGCCUCUCACGGUCUCCCUUCAGGUCUCUGUGCCCGUGCUGUUGGCCCGAAUUGAAGUCAAAAUCUUUGCGGCCACCUCUAUAGCCAAGCUGCCAAUUUUCACCCAACCAAGUUAUCUAAGUUUUUCCGCCCCCUCGACCGGGCCAAUUGCGUUUGAUAGAGUGUACUUCCCAUCCGCUGCGAGGUACAUGGACUCUUUCACUCCAAGGUACCUUACCUCAGCAGCACUUUCAGGUACACCCGACCAUCCAGAGCACACCGGGUGUGCCAACGCCAACAGCACCAAACACAGCUCCGACCACCGCUUUAGGGGCUUUGGACCUGGAUUUGGAUUGACAACCACCUUUUUCCCACCUCACGACGACACGACACGACACCACGACCACGACGGCAAAGACCGCUGCGCCAGCUCCUCGACGAACGAUACCAAGGCGCGCAGACUACUGCGCCCAGCGGGACGAUCCGUGAGAAGGAACCCAUCCCGACAGCGUAACGACCACCGACGAGACGAUUCCCACACCUCGUAUCUAUCUCCUCCCACAUUCGACGGCAGUGCUGAGCUGCCCGUGGUUCCGGGUAUGGGGUCGAACGUAGGCAACGGCAUGGGCGGGCCUGGAGGGAACGAGAUGGGCGGCGCGAUGCAGGGCAACGGCGGCAACCAGCCUCAUGCGACCGAGUAUACACUACAGGGUGUUAUGCGCUUCCUCCAAACCGAAUGGCACCGUCACGAGCGGGACAGGAAUGCUUGGGAGAUUGACCGCCAGGAGAUGAAGGCUAGGAUAGCUUCCCUCGAAGGCCAGGCAAGAAGGGCCGACGCAACGCAAAAGGCACUUAAGAAAUACGUCGCCAUUCUCGAGAAGAAGGUUAAAGACCAGGCUGCACAGCUCAAGGGCGGUGCCAAAGCAGGCGAAGAUGCUGCAAAUGCUGAAAAGGAUCGCGCUGCCCUGGUCCAGGAGAAGCUCCGACCUUCCUCCAAGAAACCAUUCGAUGCCCAUGGUGGCGAGCUCGACGUCGAUAAAGCCGACGAUGAAUCGCAGCGGGCCGACCUCAAGUCUUUCCUGGAUCAGUGCCAGGCCGAGUUUACCUAUCUGAUGAUUACCCCGGCGAAUCCUCUACCACCACGAGAUUCGCCCCCUCUUCCUAUACUCGAGGACCUGCGCGAAGGCGAGCCGUUUGGCGUACCUGGUGGUAAGCCAUUCCAGGAGCCGCCCUUCCCCUUUGCCUCAUCGUCUCUUGUGCCACAAAACCAUGUCCGCGAAGCCAACCGCCCACCUCCCGCCCCGAAUCAUGCACCCCCGAUGCAGCGAAGUCAACCAACGAGUUUCCAAGUCAAACCUGUCGAUCAGCAACAGCAACAGCAACAGCAACUACAGCAGCAGCAGCAGCAGCAUCAACAACCACAACAACAGCACCAACAGCAAAUGCCACCCCCCGCACAAGAACCUGCACCCCCUGUCAUGUAUGCCGCCGGUACUGAAUGGCCUCAGCCGAUGUCGGCAACUGGCCGUAUGCUCGACGACAAUAUGCAACGCCCCAGCCAUGCCGUCGAGUCCAUCAGUAGCGUAGAGCCAACGGAAGAAUCGCAACCUAGUCGCCCUGCCCCUGAGACCGACGGCUGGGACUUCUCCGACGGAUCAUUUGCCGAUGCCAACUCGUCGCAAUCUCUACAGCACAUCACCAACAGGCCCGAUACCGACGCAUUCCCCACCGCAGACAAUCUUCCAAAGUCGCCCAACCGUGGACCGAGCUCCCAUCGCCGCAAAGGAUCAAUGUCGCGGAGACGCAGCGCAGACCACGAGCUAUCAUUGAAUUCGGCUGCUCAGAAGGCCGAAACGGGCAAUUUCAAACUUCGAUUCGGCCUGCGAGGCCAUCUGGACACCGUACGCACCGUCAUCUUCUCUGGUGGUGGCAGUCCCGGUGAACCUGAGAUCUGCACAGCAGGCGAUGAUGGCAUGAUCAAGCGAUUCCACAUUCCUCGUGCCGAUAACCAUGGCCAGACCAAUGCUGCGUCAGAUCUCGACGUGACAGCUAACUUCUCUCAUCGUGGUCACGCUGGAGGCGUGCUCUGUUUGACGUCCUGGUCGCCUUCGCCAAACUUCUCCACCGGUGGUCGCGCCCAAGGUGACGGCUGGAUCUUUUCCGGCGGUCAAGAUGCUACCAUCAGGGUAUGGGAACGUGGUAGAGUUGACCCCAAGGCUACCCUCGAGGGCCACACCGACGCUGUAUGGGCGUUGUGCGUGCUGCCGACCACAUUGGGCGCAGUCUUCGGCCAGAACAGCCAAUACGGAAGCCCCGAUCGUAUCCUGCUCGUCUCUGGCGGCGCUGAUGGAUCUGUCCGUCUGUGGUCCGUCAGCGCGCCGCCCCAGUUGACCUCACCUCAGCCGGGAACGAACAGAGCUGGUCCGACGGGCAGCAGAGGCCGUGUCCGCGGUAAUUCGAUGAGUUCUGGAAGUGCCUUCUCCAGCACCCCGCAGCCCAAUAUGGCAUCGAGCUCCCCCUUCAACCACACGCUUGUCCACAACAUUAAGAGGCCGGAUGGCUCUGACGCCAGCCCAACAUGCAUCACUUCCCUCAGCCCUAGCGGCGACACGUUCGUCGUCUCUUACUCUGACGCAGCCAUUCUCGUCUAUGAUACCCGGACAGGUGAACAGACUGGCACAAUGGACAGCUCCGAGACAUACGACGGUUCAAUCAACACCAGUGUCAACGCUGUUGUUGCGACAACAGUUGGUUUGGAACAGCCUCAGGGCGGGCUGUCUGAGGAAGAUGGCAGUGCCGGCGGUGGACCAACCGGUGGUGGAGGCAGAUCCAUGGCAGGAUCCGGGGUUGAAGGCGUCAUUAUAUCUGGACACGAGGACCGGUUCGUCCGCUUUUUCGAUGCCAACAGCGGCCAAUGUACCUACAACAUGCUGGCCCACCCGGCAUCGAUUUCGGGCCUAUCACUUAGUCCAGACGGCCGCGAGCUUGUCAGCGCAGGCCAUGAUGCCUCGCUGCGAUUCUGGAGUCUCGAGAAGCGAUCCUGCACGCAGGAGAUUACGAGUCACCGCAUCAUGCGUGGUGAGGGCGUCUGUUCUGUUGUCUGGAGUCAAGACGGCAAGUGGGUUGUUAGCGGUGGUGGGGAUGGCGUGGUGAAGGUAUUUGCGCGGUAG